This is a messenger RNA of Chenopodium quinoa (quinoa), 1071 nucleotides long. RefSeq lists its product as uncharacterized. The coding region runs from base 1 to 1071 and encodes 356 amino acids. Lineage: Eukaryota; Viridiplantae; Streptophyta; Magnoliopsida; Caryophyllales; Amaranthaceae. Gene Ontology annotation, molecular function: zinc ion binding. The record is from RefSeq and is a predicted model, not a curated record. The transcript has a single exon.
AUGGAAGUGUUUGAACGAGUGUUUUGGGCCUUUGGUCCUUGUAUCGACGGUUUUAAACAUUGUAUGCCUGUUAUCUGUAUCGAUGGGACGCACUUGUACGGGAAGUACAAAGGAACAUUGUUGGUUGCUACAAGUGUGGAUGCAAACUUCCAAGUAUUUCCGCUAGCAUUUGCGGUGGUUGAAGGGGAGAACACUUCCAGCUGGUCUUGGUUCCUGGGCUGCAUUCGGGUUCAUGUCACGCAACGAGAUGGCCUCUGUGUUAUAUCAGAUCGACAUCCUGGGAUCAUUGCAGCAAUGAAUGAUCCUAACGUUGGAUUCACCGAGCCGCGAGCCUAUCACAGUUUUUGUGUUCGCCACAUAGCUUCUAACUUGAAGACUCACGUGCGAAGCAACGACAUGAGAGACAUGUUCAAGGCUGCGGCGUACCAAAGGCAAAAAAGAAAACUUCAAGUUGAUAUGUGUUUCAUCGGUGAGGCAUGUACCAAGGCCAUGGAGUAUAUUGUUCAAGUCCCGUUCACUAUGUGGUCUCUCUUUCACGACGCUGGUCGCAUAUAUGGGAUAUGUACUACAAACUUCUCUGAAACAUUUAACAGUGUGUUGAAGGGAGCUCGAUUUCUACCGAUCAUGUCCCUUGUCGAGUUAACUUUCCACAAAGUUAACAGGUAUUUCACUUUGAGAAGGGAGUCUUCUGAGGCUAUGUCUGCACAGGGACUUGCAUACCCCCCCCCCAAGGUCACUGUCAUUCUGGAGAAGAACACCGCAAAAGCCAGAUAUCACAAAGUGGAUGCGUAUAACCGCCGGUUGCAUAUUUACCAAGUUAUAACAGAAAGGGGAGAGCGUCUUGGUAGUAAAGGAGGCCAUAAACAUACUGUUAACUUUCAGUUGAGAACGUGUGCAUGCAACAAACCAAAGAUAUUCCACCUCCCAUGUUCUCAUGUUCUAGCAGUCUGUGUGACGUAUUCACUAUCAGAGCGGCCGUGGGUGGACCCUGUGCUGCAAUCGGAGGCUUACAUGAACACCUAUGCACCACAAUUCUGGCGUAUCCCCUGCGAGACAACCUGGACACAGUAG